AUGAUGGCCUCAAAACCCAGCAAUCCGGAGCAUCGGGUUGAAAUCCAGCCUCCAGAAAUCACCGCUUCGAAGGGAGCUGCCCGAUGGCACAAGAUUCUGAUCGUGUUCGGGGUCCUGCUGUUCGCCAUCUCGUUGCUCUUUCUCCUCCUCAAUUCGAACGGAAGUUACGGUGAGGAUUCUGAAGACUUGGUCGUUUUCGAUGCGUCAGGACCGGUGAAGCCUUCUUCAUUUCCGUCGCCCUCAAAUACUGGCGAACACAUCUGCCUGACGAAGGGAUGCAUCGAAGCGGCCGGGCUUUUGCUCCAAAACAUGGACCCAACCGUCGACCCCUGUGAGGAUUUUCACGAGUUUGCCUGUGGUCGUUGGAAUCAGGCCCACAAGGAGUCCUACUAUGAAUACCGCAAGGCGCAGCUGCCGAUCCGGAUCAUCGGUAUCGAUUCACAAUUUUUCGACGAGCUU
This is a messenger RNA of Mesorhabditis spiculigera, 459 nucleotides long. The record is from the annotation of a GenBank genome assembly. Lineage: Eukaryota; Metazoa; Nematoda; Chromadorea; Rhabditida; Rhabditidae.